Myotis myotis is the source of this 5352-nucleotide messenger RNA. RefSeq names its product PHD and ring finger domains 1 (gene PHRF1). NCBI's taxonomy places the organism in Eukaryota, Metazoa, Chordata, Mammalia, Chiroptera, Vespertilionidae. The coding region runs from base 272 to 5209 and encodes 1645 amino acids. The record is from RefSeq and is a predicted model, not a curated record. The transcript is spliced from 18 exons.
UUCGAGCGAGCCGUGACCCUCCGCCAGCUCUCGGCCCACGUUGCUGCGUCGGCUGCGCCUGCGUCCGGGCGGCCGGGGGCGCCCCGGGGACGGCGUCCUCGUCCCGACGUCGGGAGCAGGUGGGGCUCGCUCCCAGCCCCGAGGUGAAGGAAGGGGCCGCCGGUGCCCACCGCUCCUGGCGUUCACACCUGCCUGUCUGCCCGCGGCCGCAGGGUGACCUGCCCGGUGACCCGCAGAACCUGAGGCUCGGGCUGACCUCCCAUGUCCAGCGAUGGAUGAGGACAGCCUGGAUGAGCUGGUGGACCAGAGUCUGGGGCCAGAUGUCCACCCGGGACUCAGCGCUGCCACCCUGGCCAGUGAUGCUGAAGAAAGCAGUGAUGGUGACAGUGGCGGCUCUGAGGACACGGGCAGUGAGCUCAGCGACGGCACCGAUGGAGAGGACGAGGGGGACCUGGAGGAUGGAUCUGGUUCCGAAGGUUCCGAAGACGACGACGACGACGACGUGGAAGUGCUGGUGGCAGCAGAUCCUCAGGGGAAGCUGGAGGCCAGUGGCACGUGUCACUCCGACGACGAAGCGGAGAGCUGCCCCAUUUGUCUCAACACUUUCAGGGACCAGGCUGUGGGGACCCCGGAGAGCUGCGCCCAUUACUUCUGCCUGGACUGUAUCCUGGAGUGGUCCAAGAAUGCCAAUUCCUGUCCAGUCGAUCGAACUCUAUUUAAACGCAUUUGUAUUCGAGCCCAGUUUGGUGGAAAAGUCCUGAAGAAGGUCCCCGUGGAGAACGCCAGGGCCGGAGAGGAGGAGGACGACCCCACCUUCUGUGAGGUGUGUGGCCGCAGCGACCGGGAGGACCGCCUGCUACUCUGCGAUGGCUGUGACGCUGGGUACCACAUGGAGUGUUUGGACCCCCCUCUCCAGGAGGUGCCGGUGGACGAGUGGUUCUGUCCGGGAUGUGCCAGCCCCGGAGCUGCCACCUCUCCUGCAGAUGCGGAUCCCGUGACCGAGGAGGAGGUCUCUCUGCUCUUGGUCGAUGUGGUGCCGACCGCCAGCCGGCUGCGGCCUCGUGAGGGGCGGACCCGGGCCAUCGCCAGGACACGGCAGAGUGAGCGUGUUCGAGCCACUGUGAACCGGAACCGCAUGUCCACUGCCCGGGGCAUCCAGCAUGUCCCGAGGUACCUGGUGUCUUCUCUGCUUGACGAGACCAUCGAAGCCGUUGCCUCUGGUCUGAGCACAGCCGUGUACCAGCGCCCCACCACGCCGCGGGCCCCUGCCAAGCGGAGGAGGAAAGCAAACUUCAGCGCGAACGUGGUGGUUCCCCGCGGAGCCUUGGCGGGGGCACCCUUCGGGGACGCCGUGGGCACACGGGAAGCACAGGCCCACGGUGUCCUUUCUGCAGGAAGACGGAGGAAAGCGCUGGGAAGGAAGAAAACCCAGCCCAGACCGGCCGUGAGGAGCAGGAGCUCGGGGACAAGGUCCAAGAGACGCCAGGGCCGUGGGAAGAAGAGGAAAGGACAAAAGCUGAAGGCUGCUCAGAGUGAAGUCACAGCUCGUGGGCGCAUCGCGCGGACACUGGGCCUCCGGAGGCCAACCCACGGGGCCUGCAUCCCAUCCGUGUUCCGGCCUGCGGACCCCUCCCUGGGGCUGAUGCGUGCGGACAUCGGGGCUGCCUCUCUCUCUGUCUUCGGAGACCCCUAUGAGCUGGACCCUUUCGACAGCAGUGAAGAGCCGUCUGCCAGCCCUGCUUCCCCUCUGAGUGCCAAGAGGAGGGUCCUCUCCCGCUCAGCCCUGCGUUCUCACCAGCCCGUGGCCAGGCCCGUCUCCAUGGGGCUCUCCAGGAGGAGCGUUCCUGCCGCGGCGCCCGAGCCGGACGUGGACGUGGCCCCUGUCCCCGACCUGCUGGGCAGCAUCCUGUCAGGCCAGAGCCUCCUCAUGAUGGACAGCUCCGACAUCACCAUCCACCGCGACGGCUCGCUCAGCGCCAAGCGGGCAGCACCUGUUUCUUUUCAGCGACACUCAGUCGGUCUGUCCCGAGGGGGAGACGGCCCACGGCCCCCAGCACCAAGCUCUGGGCUCCUGGGAGGCCUGGGGUCGUGCAGUCCAGGCAGGCCCACCCCCUCCCACGCCCCUGCGCUCAUGUCUGGGGCUGCGGCGAGACUGGACUCUUCAGUGACCCCUCGGUCAGGUCAGGCCCAGAGCCCGUCAAACGUGAACAGUCCUGGCUUCAAACGACGGGAGGACCCACAAGUUAGAAGCCUCAGUGAGCACGCUGGGCCUCUUGGAUUCACAUCUAAGAUCUCAAACGGCGGCCCUGACGUGCCAGCCGCCAGUGCAGUGCCAGGCCAGGCCCCGGGGCCAGCACCGCGGAGAGCGGACAUCUCCCAGCUCCCCAGGAUACCAAAGAUGAGAAGGGACAGCGGCAGUGGGUGGGCGGACACAGCCCCCGCCCCCGCCCCCACCGGUGGGCAGCGAGUGGAGAUCCCUAGCUCCUGCAUCAGCCGGCUGACAGGCAGGGAGGGCCCGGGGCAGCCUGGCCUCGGGGCCCGGGUGGAGGGCUCGCCACACGGCAGGGGCCCCCAGGAGCCCAGCGUGCACUCAAGGGGCGGCGGUGCUCAGUCCCCUGCCCCGCUGGGACCCUCAAGGGGGAAGGGCGGCAGCUCAACCUUUGAGAGCUUCCGGAUCAAUAUUCCCGGGAACACGGCGCAUUCCAGCAGACUCUCCAGCCCCGGCUUCUGCCACACGUUCCAGCCUGUCGACAACAAGGCGCAGAGGAAGGAGAACCCCGCCCCCCUUUUCUCCCUCAGGAAGACGAAGCAGCUCAAGAGCGAGAUCUAUGACCCGUUCAACCCCACGGGCUCGGACUCCAGCUCUGCAGGCAGCAGCCCCGAGCGCUUGGGCCCCGGCCUCCUGCCCUCGGAGAUCACCCGCACCAUCUCCAUCGGCAGCCCCAAGGCCCCGCCCUCGCAGACCGUGCGGUGUGUCACCUCCUACACCGUGAAAACCGUCUUUGGGGCGGAGCCCGAGCCGUCGCGGGGGCCGCCCUCCAGCCUGCUCCAGCUCCGGGGCGAGGAGCCCGCGGGGCGCCCGGACUCAGCCCCCCGGGUGCGAAGGCCAUCCCCACUGGAGCCCUGGGAGGAUGAGGAUCGGCCGCCCCGCACCACCUUCUUCGGCUCUGAGGAACGGACGGUGACCUGCGUGACGGUGGUGGAGCCGGACGCCCUGCCGACCACCACCCACAGGAUCGUGGAGCUGCGGUCUCCGUCCCGCUCCCGCUCCCGCUCCCCGUCCAGCUCCCGCGGCAGAGAGACCGACCAGAGGAAGCAGGCCUCCGCCCCGGGGCACAGGCAGACCCGCUCCCGCACCCGCUCCGGCUCCCGCUCCGGGGACAGGAGCUCCAGGUCCUUGUCACCUCUGGUGGGUGAGGACCAGGCCAAGAGGCCCCUGGCCAAGGCCAGGGCUCGGAGGUCUUCCAGUGACCGCUCCAGCAGCCACGAGCGGGCCAAGCGGAAGAAGGCCAAGGAUAAGAGCAGGGAGAGGAAGAGGGACUCGGGCCGAGGCCGGCGGAGGUCCCGCUCCCGCUCCGGCAGCCCUGGGAGCUCCUCCCACGAGCACCGCGAGAGCAGGAGGAAGAAGAAGAGACGGUCCAGGUCUCAGGGGAGGGGGUGCUCUCCCCCCAGCAGCCUGGAGAGGGCCCGGAGGCCCCGCCGUCCCCGGGAGAGGAGCCGCGAGUGGCCCCGAGACCGGCGGGGCUCCCGUGAGAGGCGGCGGCACAGGUCCAGGUCCCCCAGCCCGGAGCACAGGCCCCGAGAUCACCGGAGGCCUCGUUCUCGUGAGAAGCGGCCUCGGCCGCGCUCCCGCUCCCGCUCCCCGGAGAGGAAGUUUCCCGUGAAGGAGGCUUCCCCAGCACCCCCUCCCCAGGAGGAGCCGAGGCCGGACAGGGAGAACCCGGUGGGGCUGCAGGCCUCAGCAGGAGCUGAAGCCUGGCCAGAAGGGGCUGAGGCCAACCAGGCCCCCCCGAAGGCUCCCCCUGCCCCGGAGGUGCCGGCUGAGUGUGCCCCCGAGGACCUGGACUACGUGGACUCGGUCGAGGCGGGGCACGUCUUUGACGACUUUUCCAGUGAAGGCAUCUUCACGCAGCUCGACGACAUGAGCUCCCCGCCCUCCCCGGAGAGCACAGACUCCUCCUCGCCUGAGCGCGGGGUCCCACCCCCCGCCGCUGCACCCCCGGCCGGCCAGCAGCAGGACAACAGCCUGGCUGCCAUCAGAAGGGAGGUGUCGCUGAUCCACAGUGAGGACACCGAGCAGCCCCCACCCUGGACAAAGGGUCCCCAGGAGAAGGCCUCGUUCCAGCAGGACCAGGCCAAGGCUGCGGUGCCGGGUGCCCUGGGAGGCCCGGCCGGGGGCGGGACGCUGCUGGGCAAGGAGGAAGGCCUCUGCCUGACCUCCGUGCUUCGGGCGAAGGCCCCGGUGAAGAGGGUCACCUGGAACCUGCAGGAGGCGGCAGGUGGCGCUCUGGCUGAGGACCGAGGCCUGCGGACCCCACUGCACAGGCCCCAGCAGCCACAGGAAGAGGCGUGGGAACCCGGAGACGGAGGCCUUGUGGUGGACUUCCAGCAGGCACCCUGCCCCGAGCCCCCUCCUGCUUACACGCUUCCAGAGCCUGGCUUUCCCACUGCAGACCCCGCCCAGGUUUAUGGCCCCAGCCUGCCUCCCGCCCUGGCUCUGCCCUCAAGUGUCCCGCCCUACGCACCGGUCAGCCAGCCCACGGUGCAGUUCAUCCUGCAGGGGAGCCUCCCCCUCGCGGCCUGCGGGGCGGCACCCAGCCUGGCCCCAGUGCCGACCGUCCUGACCACAGCCUCCGAGCCAGCUGGCCACGCUGCCGCCACCAACAAUUCCGAGGAGAGGAUGGCCACUCCCCGGCCAGCCACAGAGAAAGCCAAGAACGAGGAGUAUCUGAAGAAGCUGCACGUGCAGGAGCGGGCGGUGGAGGAGGUAAAGCUGGCCAUCAAGCCCUUCUACCAGAAGCGCGAGGUGACGAAGGAGGAGUACAAGGACAUCCUCCGCAAGGCCGUGCAGAAGAUCUGCCACAGCAGGAGCGGAGAGAUCAACCCUGUGAAGGUGGGCAACCUGGUGAAGGCCUACGUGGACAAGUACAGGCACAUGCGCAGGCACCGCAGGCCCGAGGCCGGAGAGGAGCCCGCUGCCGAGGGCUGAGGCUCGCCUGGCCCCGUGUGCUUUUGCGAGUGACGGCGGCAGAAAGCCCUGGGGACCCCAGCACUGUGUCCAGGUUCCUGAGACCACGUGUGGUCCGUGCCCGCCCUGCGCCGUUUAAACUGGACGUUACGUGUACAUUGUAG